Messenger RNA from Fusarium coffeatum, 1239 nucleotides. RefSeq lists its product as uncharacterized. Lineage: Eukaryota; Fungi; Ascomycota; Sordariomycetes; Hypocreales; Nectriaceae. Gene Ontology annotation, molecular function: zinc ion binding; 5-methyltetrahydropteroyltriglutamate-homocysteine S-methyltransferase activity. The coding region runs from base 1 to 1239 and encodes 412 amino acids. The record is from RefSeq and is a predicted model, not a curated record. The transcript has a single exon.
AUGUCCGUCUCAAAGCUCCCUUUCCACGCUGACCACAUCGGCUCUCUGAUCCGACCAGAGUCGCUAUCGCGCACUCAACAGCAGGCCGAUGCUGGCGAGGUUUCAGCUGAUCAGCUCGUCGCCACGCAAAAGGCUGCUAUCGCCGAUAUCGUCAAGAAGCAACAGGAGCAUGGCGUUCGCGCUAUUUCCUCCGGCGAGUUCGAUCGCAAGUACUACUUCUCUGGCUUCUUUGAGCGUCUGGGUGGUUUCCGCGAGGUAGAGCCCGUUCCUUGGGAUGUCGUGCGCCUUUCUGCGCCGCCUAUCGCUGCGCUCAAGAAGGCCGGUAAGCAGUACCCCAUGGCUGCUCUCUGCGAGGGCAAGAUUGAGUACAAGCAGAGCCCUUACCUUGAGAACUGGAAGAUGCUUCGCGAGUGUGUUCCUAAGGAGCAGUGGGCUGAGUGCAAGUUCACCAUGCCUCCUCCUUGCUACUUCCACCUGCGACUUGCCUCUGGCAAGUGCUACACUCCUGAGGCUUACUCCAAUGACGAGGACUUCUUUGCGGACCUUGCCAAGGCUUACCGCCAGGAGUUCAAGACUCUGUACGAUGAGGGUGUUCGCAAUAUCCAGAUCGAUGACCCUACUCUCGCCUACUUCUGCUCCGAUGAGAUGCUUCAGUCUUUGAGGGAUGAGGGUGUUGAUCCUGAUAAGCUGUUCGACACAUACCUGAAGGCUCACAACGAUGCCAUCGCCGACCGACCUGAGGGUCUCCAUGUUGGUCUCCACGUCUGCAGAGGUAAGUCACCAGUCCGUAUCAUUUGGUCAAUCACUAACCAGUCAGGCAACUUCUCCAAGUCCAUGCACUUCAGCGAGGGUUCCUACGAAAAGAUCGCCGAGAAGUUCUUCACAACCCUCAACUACGACACCUUCUUCCUCGAGUACGACAACCCCCGCUCCGGCGGUUUCGAGCCCCUCCGCUUCCUCCCCAAGCACAAGAACGUCGUCCUCGGCGUCAUCACCACCAAGGAGCCCGAGCUCGAGGACGCCCAGGUCAUCAAGCACCGAGUCCUCGACGCCGCCAAGAUCAUCGCCGACGGCCAAGGCCGCAGCCUUGAGGAGGCUCUCGAGAACGUCGGCAUCAGCCCCCAGUGCGGCUUCGCUAGUGUCGCUGUUGGCGCUGAGGGUAUGACCGAGGCCAAGAUGUUUGACAAGCUCAAGCUUGUCAACGAUGUUGCCAAGGAGAUCUGGCCUGGAAAGGCUUAG